Messenger RNA from Cornus florida, 3932 nucleotides. RefSeq names its product disease resistance protein RUN1-like. Gene Ontology annotation, biological process: signal transduction; defense response. The record is from RefSeq and is a predicted model, not a curated record. Gene Ontology annotation, molecular function: ADP binding. Bases 210 to 3629 code for a protein of 1139 amino acids. The transcript has 7 exons. NCBI's taxonomy places the organism in Eukaryota, Viridiplantae, Streptophyta, Magnoliopsida, Cornales, Cornaceae.
ACGCGUGGAAAGUCACAAGCAAAUUCCUCAUCUUUAUGUAUACGCGUACAGUGGGAAUGUGGGAGGCGAUGGAAAGUCACAAGCAAAUUCCUCUUUUUAUAUAUAUGUACAAGAUCUACUAUAAUAUAUGCAGACUCUAGAUAUAUAUACUAAUUGCUAUCUAGAUCACUAGCUCCGAGUAAUUUGGCACACAAUUUAGCAAAAAUCCUAUGGCUUCUUCUUUAUCAUCUUCAUCAGUGCCUGGAUCUGAAUAUGAUGUGUUCUUAAGUUUUAGAGGCCCAGACACUCGCAAAACCUUUGUGGCCCAUCUCUACGCCGCUCUGUGUGACAGAGGAAUCAGGACCUUCAAAGAUGACGAAAGGCUUGAGCAAGGAAAAUCCAUAUCUCCAGAGCUCAUCAAAUAUAUUAAUGAAUCAAGAAUUGCUGUGAUCGUCUUCUCCAAAAACUACACUAAUUCAUUAUGGUGCUUGGAUGAACUGGUGGAGAUCCUUGAAUGCAGGAGGACCAAGGGACAGAUAGUGCUGCCCAUCUUCUACGAUGUGAAACCGUCGCAAGUUCGGAACCAGAAGAGAAGUUUUGCGGAAGCAUUUACAUAUAUAUUCCGUCCUAGAGAGAUGGAAAGGGUGGAGAGACGAAGGAAAGCUUUGAAGGAAGCAGCAAAUCUAUGCGGCUUGGAUUUACAAGAUGCAGCAGAUGGGAACGAAGGCAAGUUUAUCAAAAUAAUUGUUCAAGAGAUUUCAAAAAUUUUGCCUAAACCAUUUCAUGUUGCUGAUUAUGAAGUGGGUAUCAAAGAGCGUGUGGAGAAAAUAAUCAAGUUGCUCGGUGAGGAUCAACUCUUUCUUGGAAUUUGUGGAAUUGGAGGAGCAGGCAAAACAACCCUUGCCAAAGCUAUUUUUAACUGUGUAUCACAAAAAUUUGAACGGAGUUGUUUUCUUAAAAACGUGAGAGAAGAGUCAACAAAGGAUGGUGGUCUAGCUAAAUUACAAAGUGAUCUUCUCAAAGAGGUCCUAAUGGAUGAUACUAUAACAAUAUCACAUCCUGAUAGGGGAAUCAAUGAGAUAAAGGAUAGACUUCGUAACAAAAGGCUUCUUCUAGUACUUGAUGAUGUAGAUGAUGAAGAUACAUUGAAGUACUUAGUUGGAGUAGGACCUGAAUGGCUUGGCAGUGGUAGUAGGAUCAUCAUAACAACUAGAAAUAAAAGAUUGUUGGAUACGUACAGUGUUAAGAUAUACGACAUGGAGUUAUUAGAUGGCAGUGAAGCAUUACAACUUUUUAGUUGGCAUGCAUUCAAGCAAGAGAAGCCUAAAAAUGAUUAUGAAGAACUUUCACACCGUGCGAAGGAUUAUGCAGAUGGCCUUCCACUUGCUCUCGAAGUUUUGGGUUCCCAUUUACAUAAAAGAAGCAAAGAUGAGUGGUUAUCUAUAUUAAAUAGGUUGAAGGCCAACCCUCCCAAAAAAAUUCAUGAUGUUUUAAGGAUAAGUUACGAAGGCCUUAAUAAGGAAGAGAAGAAAAUUUUUCUUGAUAUUGCCUGUUUCUUCAAAGGACUCGAUGAGGAAGAUGUCAUGAAAUUUUAUAAAAUGGAUGAAUCGGCAGUGAUUGAGUUAAAAGUACUUAGUGAGAGGUGCCUCAUUAAUAUAUCAAAAGGCAACAAGCUGUCAAUGCAUGACUUGAUACAAGAUAUGGGUCGAGAAAUUGUUGGUCAAGAAUCUGAAAAUCCCGGAAGGCGCAGCAGAUUAUGGUCUUAUGAGGACAUCCAUGAAGUACUCACUCAAAAUACGGUGACAGAAAAUAUUGAAGCUAUUACGCUGCCCAUGAAUGGAGAGUUGCAUGUAAGAGCUGAUGCCUUCACAAAGAUGAGGAAGCUAAGACUACUCAAAAUCAAUGGCGUGCAGCUUGAUGGAUGUCUUACAUAUCUUUCAAAUGAGUUGAGGUAUCUUGAGUGGGAAGGCUAUCCCCAUGAAUAUUUGCCACACAAUUUUCAUCCAAAAAAACCUGUUUCGCUCCAUUUACCUAAUAGCCUGAUCAAAGGAAUUUCCAUGAAUACAAAAUUUAUGGUAAAAGUCCUUAAUUUCAGCGGCUGCGAAAAUUUGGUAAAUCCUAAUUUUCCGGCGUGCCCCAUUUUGGAGGAAUUGUAUCUUAUAGAUUGUACAAAUUUGGUUGAGGUUGAAUUUGAGGCCGGGAAGUCUUUAAAAGUCAUUGAUCUUAGCUACUGUCAAAAUUUGAAGAAGACACCUAAUUUGUCUGUGCUGCCAUGUUUGGAGAAAUUGACUUUUAAGGAUUGUAUAAGUCUGACUGAGGUUCAUCCGUCCAUUGAAUUUCACGAGAGACUUGUUGAGUUGAAUUUUCGCUGGUGUAAUAAUCUGAAGAGUCUCGCAACAAGAAUUCAUUUGAAAUCUGUCGAAAGCAUUGAUCUUAGUUGGUGCUCAAAAGUUGAGAAGUUUCCAGAAAUUCAAGGAGACAUGGAAUGUUUAGAGCGUCUUGAAUUACGUGGUACUGCAAUAAUAGAAUUAUCUCCAUCAGUAGCUAAACAUCUCAAAGGGCUUCGCUCAUUAGAAAUGGGAAAGUGCGAAAUGCUUGAAAGAUUGGCCGACAAUAUACCUCAAUCAGUUGAAUAUCUCAAAGGGCUUGGGAGUUUGCCAAGCAUUAUUGGUGAAAUGAAGUGUUUGGGGAGUCUUCAAUUGAGUGGAUUUGAUAUAAAAAAGUUACCAUCAUCCUUUGCACAGUUGACUCACCUUCAAGUCUUGGGGUGUGAUAACUGCAAUUUAGAUGAAGAAUCCAUUCUCAAUCUUCCUCACUCGUUACGGGAGUUAGAUCUAAGGAGGAACAAAUUUGCUAGCUUAGCAGCAAGCUUCACACAACUUACAAACCUUGCUCAUCUUAAUUUGGAUGGUUGCUUAAGCCUCCAAACAUUGGACUCGUUUCCAUUAGAUAUGCUGUUUGUUUCUGCAGAAGGUUGCUCAUCAUUAGAACGGUGUUCGAUUCCAAAAUGUGAAUUCAGAUCACAUGGCCAAAUUUUGAAUUUUGGUGAGUGCCACAAAUUGAUUGUGAAUGAUGGUAACAAGAAGCCAAAUAUAUACAAUUCAGAAAGUGAACUUCAGGGAAUUCGUGAAAUCGUUGUUCCAGGAAGUGAGAUUCCAAGUUGGUUCAGCCAUACAUAUGAGAGUGGUAGUGAGGAAGGCAUGACUACUCCGGUGGUGUGUUUGAGCAUGGAUCCAAAUUCUUUCCAUUACCUCGAAGGAGUUUAUGUUUGCGUGGUUUUCGGAAGCAAUCAACAACCAUCUGACAUUAAUAAUUAUAUUUAUCUCCAAAUUAAUGGUAAAAGUGGAAGAGUUUGGAUAGGUGAUUGGGUAAAUAGAAUCAGGUCAGAUCACAUGAUGCUCUUUUAUGAAUCAUGUAACCAACUUAUUAAAGAUGAUCGAAAAUGCAAUUAUGAUGGGUGUUACAUUCAGGCUUCAAUUGAAACACCAUUAUUGAAGGUGAAAAAGUGGGGUAUUCAUCCAGAAUGGAAGCUACACAGCAUACCGGAUUCAGAGGUCCACACUCUCUCUCCCCCAAGUGGGCAUUCGAAAAAUAUAAAUAUGAAGAUGAUGUCGAAGAAGAUUCAGAUACUGAUGAAUGAUCAAUCUUAAACAACAUUCAGGAUUUUGAGAAAGCAUUGGGAGAAGAGUGAAGGACUUGUUUAGGUUGGUAUAAGACGAGAUGUUCCAAAUAAGAAGACAAUGAAGAUGGAAAAAGAAGGAUGCUAGCUGCCUAAUGGCUAAGUUUUUCAAAUUUAUUCAUAUGUCUUGUACCCGGUUUUGUUGAUAACCGAUAUUGAAAGUUUUAUAUUAGUUGAACACGGUUUGUUUUAUUUAGAAACUUUGUUUUUGGCAUGAGAUAUGAAUUGUGCCAUCAUCUCAAAAAGAUUGAAUAGUUUUAAUAAGUUUACCUAA